This is a messenger RNA of Cicer arietinum (chickpea), 2277 nucleotides long. Its product is annotated as WEB family protein At2g40480-like. Gene Ontology annotation, biological process: chloroplast avoidance movement; chloroplast accumulation movement. Gene Ontology annotation, cellular component: cytosol. The record is from RefSeq and is a predicted model, not a curated record. Lineage: Eukaryota; Viridiplantae; Streptophyta; Magnoliopsida; Fabales; Fabaceae.
AAGUGAAAGCACACUCCCACCCUUUACCGCUUCUCUUUUCUGCUUUCUACUUUCUACUUUCUACUUUCCCUUUUCUCCCGAUUCACUAACUCGCUAUCAUCUUUUCGACUGAGUCCGUAACUCGGUCCCUCUAAUCAAUCAUCACACACCGUAAUUUUAAAUAAAUAAAAUGAGUGUGUCAGAAAAGUGGUGUGGACGUUUCUCUGAAUCCUAUGGAGAAGAAGAUGAUGGAAGAGUCAUUGGAAACGGGUAAUGGAAUAAGAAGGGUAAGUUCGAGAGCUGAAAUUGAUACGUCUAUGCCGUUUGAGUCUGUUAAAGAAGCGGUUACCCGUUUUGGUGGAAGCGGUCCUUGGUUGCCGCUUUAUAGGCUUGGUGAGGCUUAUAACAAUAUUGAAGACUUCGACAUAAAGAAAAUAGAGGAACAAGCAGCAAAGUUGGAAAAGGAUUUGAUAAUGAAAGAACUUGAAACACUUGAUGUGCUUGAAGAACUUGGAUCUGCCAAAACGAUUCUGGAGAAAUUAAAGCAGCAGCUACAAUCGGAAGCAUUGAAAUGUUCUGCAACUCGUGAUGUGAAAUCGUGUGAAGAAAUUGAAGCUCCUGUUAAAACUUCUAUAAACAUUGUCAACCAUCAAGAACAGAUAUUGCAAAGUUCGAGUCCUACUUCAUCGCCCGAUACGUUUCUAAUGGAGUUAAAACAAGCUAAAAUGAACCUUGGUAGAACUAUAAAUGAUCUUGGGGCGAUACAAUCUUCUGUCGAAAUAUUGAAUAAGAAGAUGAAGAAGGAGAGACUUUUUCUUGAGAGAACACGGGAGAAUCUACAAUCAAAUUUUGCAGCUAUCUCUGCUCAAAAUGUGGUCCAGAGAGAAGCAAGGUCAAAGCCACCACCAGCAGCUUCUGUAGAAAAGAGUUUUCAUACCCCCCAAAAUAUUGUGAGGGAUUUAAAAAUUGAUGCUGAACAGUACAAUGGAAUGGUUGAAACAAGACCUUCAGAAGUUUCAAAGCAAGGACUUGAGUAUGAAGAUAAUGAGUUUAGUAUCAAGACUGCUGAGAUGAGAUGGUUUGCAGCUAAAAAGAUGGAGGAAGCCGCAAUGGCAGCUGAAGCCGUUGCUCUUGCCGAAAUCAAGGCUCUGUCCGGUGUUGAUAUGUCAUCGAGACUUUCUCUGCCAGAACAUCAGAAAGUUCAAAUACCUGAAAAGUCAAUCUUGAAGAAUGUAAUUUAUUCCGACUUCCAGAUCGAUGAAUUAAGUGCUUCUAAACUGACUAUACUGAAAAAAUUUGAGGAAGCGACAGAAGAAGUUCUACGCAGCAAACAAGUUUUAACAGAAGCUUUAAACAGUAUCGAAACUGCAAAUAGAAAACAACAUGCUGCUGAAGAGGCUCUAAGAAGAUGGAUUCCUGAAAAUGAUCUAAAGGGUCGGUCCGUGCAUAACUCGAUUAAGCGAAACAAGUUCAAUCAAGCUGCCAAUUUUCAAGCUCUAAAGCCUGCUGUAAGGUCUUCUGUUUCAAUGAGAGAUCUACUUAGCAGAAAACAGGUUCCUGAUGAAUAUACUACAACGAAGGAGAUGGAAGAUCACACCGAAACAAAGGUAGCGUUGAGUCAAAUGCUUCAAGCAUUGAGGGAAAAUCCAACUCUUCCAACUGAGUCUGAGAAUGAUGAGAGAGAUCAAAAGGAGUCUGUAGCACAGAGGAAGAAGUUUGGAUUCAUCCGAAUAUCGCUCCCCUUGGGAAAGCGAAAUAAUAAAAAGACAUGAAUUUCAUCCUAAUGCUUACUGCAUGGAUGAAUAGCCACAGCUUGUGGAUCAAUUUCUUGCAUUUUGUUGCCAUUCUUUAUUAAUUCUUGUGUGGUGUCAGAUUUUUGGUUAGUCUGUGCAGAAGUUUGUGUUUGAUUUUGUAUGUUAUUUUGUUCCUAAGGGAUUGGCCUACUCAAGUACUAUGUAUUGGGAAUUCAAAUGUAAGUUAGGUGUCAUGUUCCUUCACUUGAGGGGGGGAGUAUAUUGGGGAUUCAAUGUGAGUUUAGAGUCCCAUGUUGGUUAACAAUGGGUUUCAUGAAGAUAUUAUGAGAUAACAAAUCCAUAGUCAUAGCAUGUGGUGCAGAUUUUUCUGUUUUUGGACUCUCUAGACACGGAUGAACAUCUUGGUGUCUUUGCUAGUUUGGUAUAUGGGAGCUUCACAUGUAUCUCCAUUGUUCUUUACCUUUAAUAUAUGGAUUCAGUGAUUGAAUUUGCAAUUAUGUAAUGAUGCGAUGGCAAAUAUAAAAAGUUUGAUAAUUCAUAUAUA